GUAAGGAAUGAGGGCUUGCCGAGUAGCAAGAGCGAUUGCCGAACAGUAAGCACGUAACUCUGAGACGCACAAGUUGUCUCCGUCCGGCUCUCUGUGCCAGUGCCAGAAGUGUGUUUUAUUACUGAGUGCUCCUCCUCGCAAGAACUAGGAUGAACAUUUCCAGUUGCCUUGAUUCUUCCAAGAAGCUGCACUGUGCAAUCGUCCUCUUCUGCACGCUCUCCAUAUUUGCCCUCACCUCGAGAUUGAAUAACCAGAGGGAUUCACAGCCAACGAGCCUCCCGGAAAAAACAGAACGCUUUGUGUCGUGGAGGAACCUCUCGAGAGAGCAGGUUAAUAGCCUCUCUGUCCUGGGCAGGAGAAUGUUCCUGGAGGAGGAUGUGGGGACGCCUCAGGACAGGAACUUCACCAUCCUCGUGUGGCAUUACGUUGACUUUACGGAAAAGAGGUUGGUCUACCGCUUCGGGGACGUCAAAGUUGAUCCGUUCGAUGACUGCUCUGUCCACAACUGCCACAUUACCUACGAGGAGUCAGCGGCUCCCUCAGCAGACGCGGUCUACAUCCACUUCCAUCGCACUCUAGGGCAUCACACCUUCCCGAAGCGCAGCGGCCCAGACCAAAUAUGGAUCUGGGGGACGGACGAGAGUCCGGUGCACAACUUCUGGAAAGCAAAAGACAAAAACCUGAAACACUAUAAUGGCUAUUUCAAUUGGUCCAUGACCUUCCGAAUGGACAGCGAAAUUCCGGUGCCCUACGGAAGAACACUCAAGCUGCCAGACAACCAAACCGCUCUUCAGCUCGAGGACGUCUUCGCCAUGAAGUCCAAGUUGGCGGCGGUGAUGAUGACCAACUGUCGUCAGAGUUCGAAUGAUAGACUUCCUUACAUCAGACACUUACAAAAACAUAUGACAGUCGAUUUUUAUGGACGGUGCGGCAAAUUGCAAUGUCCAGGUCAUAUAAAAAAAGACUGUAAACUCCUUGAAAAAUAUAAAUUUUAUUUGUCUUUCGAAAACAGCAACUGUCAUGAUUACAUUACAGAAAAGGUCUGGUGGAAUGCGCUGGAGAAGAAGGCAGUCCCGGUGGUGAUGGGGGGGCGGGCGGAGGACUACCGUCGGUUGCUGCCUCCCGAUUCCUUCGUCCACGUGGAUGACUUCGAGACGCCCGAAGACCUCGCCAGAUACCUCAAAUUCCUCGACUCAAACCGGGAGUCGUACAUGAAGUACCACCAGUGGAGACACCAGUACAAGGUCGUACAAGAGCACGGUUACUUUGGGGCGCCCAUUUACCACUACUGCCGCAUGUGCGAGGCCCUCAACUAUAACGAUCGUACGCCCAAGACAUACAACGACCUGGAGGCCUUCUGGGGCAAGAAGCAGCAGUGCCAGCCACCCACGUGGCCAGAGCGCCUCGAGAGGACAGCCCGAGACAGGAAAACUUGAAGGCACGAAAAGCCAAAGUUAUUAUCAUUGCUAUUGGUCUGUCCCUGGUCACGUGACACUUCAGUUCGAAUAGAGAAGAAAACUGAAGAAAAUUAAUACUUAUAGUGUUCCUUUUUAUACAAGAUUUUUUUCCCUUAAAGCAAGCUGUUUGGUUCUCAUAUGUGAUUAUAUUUAUAAAAAAAAAAAAAACUGUUUUUCCUUAUCGCGUUAUCAAAAAAAAAUAAAAAGUAAACAAUAACAUUUCUCGAAAUAAAGAGAUAAUAGAUAAAAUGCAGAAAACUCGGGUUCCUGCCUUAUCAUAUCAGGAAAUGGAAUAAGGCGGCAAAUCCAUUCCAAUCAGUGAUGUAAUUAAGGAAUUACGCAGAAGCUCAUAUCUAUCAUAGUUGUCACAGGCAACUAUGAAAAGACGCCAUGGUAUUAAUGACGCAAUUUGGACGAACAGGGGUAAUUUCUGGUAAAUGCUUAGGAGCAGCCCCCGACACCGACCCCUGUGGGCACUCAAAGUACAAAGUUUCAGUCGCUAAUUUUCAUGAAGUGUGCCCAUUGGCUACAGUUUUGCUAUAUGAAUAAUUAGGAGUAAUUUUGCAGAUCAUAAUGAUAAUUUUCGGAGACCUCACUAUUCUUUACUUUAAUAUCUAAGAUUAAGUAGAAACAUUGUACUUGGCCAGUUUUGGAUUAGAGAUCUGUUAAGAAAAUGCAACUGGUCAUUCAUAAUAAACCAUGAUCGUUACAUAAAA
Penaeus monodon (black tiger shrimp) is the source of this 2173-nucleotide messenger RNA. RefSeq names its product 4-galactosyl-N-acetylglucosaminide 3-alpha-L-fucosyltransferase FUT6-like. The transcript has 4 exons. Bases 150 to 1436 code for a protein of 428 amino acids. The record is from RefSeq and is a predicted model, not a curated record. Lineage: Eukaryota; Metazoa; Arthropoda; Malacostraca; Decapoda; Penaeidae. Gene Ontology annotation, cellular component: membrane. Gene Ontology annotation, molecular function: alpha-(1->3)-fucosyltransferase activity.